Messenger RNA from Trichoplusia ni (cabbage looper), 1183 nucleotides. RefSeq names its product L-threonine ammonia-lyase-like. Lineage: Eukaryota; Metazoa; Arthropoda; Insecta; Lepidoptera; Noctuidae. Gene Ontology annotation, biological process: L-threonine catabolic process; L-serine catabolic process. The annotation marks the transcript as partial. The transcript is spliced from 7 exons. Gene Ontology annotation, molecular function: threonine deaminase activity; L-serine ammonia-lyase activity. The record is from RefSeq and is a predicted model, not a curated record.
UUUUAAAGAACGCGGUUCUUUGAACGUGCUCCAACAAUUGCCUCUCGACAAGAAAAAGCUUGGCGUAGUCGUAGCAUCAAUAGGAAAUGAAGGAAUAGGGCUGAGUUACCACGGAGCCAAGCUCAACAUCCCCGUGAUCGUAGUGAUGCCUAUCACUGUACCAAUUGACAAACUACAGAGAUGUCACUACUUCGGGGCAAAGGUGGUCGUCCAGGGAACUAACUUGAUGGAGGCUCAAAAAUAUGCACGAGCUCUAGCGAGAGAUAAAGGCCUCACAUACAUAAAUGGACGGGACCACCCACACAUUCUUGCCGGCUACGGCAGCCUUGCUUUGGAAAUUCUGGAAACAACGCCGUUUUUGGAUGCAAUAGUAAUACCCGUGGGGUCCGGAGGAUUAGCCGCUGCUGUGGCGACCGUCAUAAAACACCAAAAACCUAAUGUACUCGUUUAUGGGGUGCAACCCGAGUCAAUGCCUACAUUUUUCAACUCAUUGGAAAGUGAAGAGAUGGCCACUCUACCAACGACAAACAACCUGGCAGAUGCUAUAACAGUCAACGCCAUCGGAUGUAACGCCUUUGCCACUGCAAAGCCACUUUUGGACAAAAUGCUCCUUGUCAAGGAUGACUGGAUAGCUCGAUCAAUGUUGCACUUGACCGAGAGAGAGAAAUUCGUGGUAGAAGGUGCUGGAGCAUGCACACUAGCUGUUGUUAUCGGAAACCUGGUGCCAGAACUCAAAUUAAAAAAUGUGGUAUGUCUUCUUACUGGAGGAAACUGUGACAACGUUAUGCUGACGCGAUGCUUAGAAAGAGGAUUAGCUGCAGAAGGACGCCUGGUCAAAUUUAGAGUUGGUGUCAGGAAUGACCCCAUAUCCAAGGCAACCCUGAUGAAACUCCUCGCAAACGGGGGAUACAACAUGCAUCGCCACUACCAAGACAACUCGUGGACACAAGACGAGGAUUAUUUCGUUGAGAUGAGAAUGGUGUGUGAAACAAAGGGAUUGGAGCAUGCUUUAGAAUUAAAAAGGAUGAUAGAGAAGGCAUACCCAUGCACCUCUAUUUUCGAGACGGAACCAUUUAAUGACAGAAGGACCUGCCCUUGCUAUGUCAGAAAACAAUAAAGAUUUAUUCUACGCUCACACAAUCUGAUAUUUAUAACGUAAAUCAAUAAACCAAAUUACAGUCAA